UAUAAUGAUACAUAAUCAGUAUUACGAGGAGAUAAACUGAAAGAGGUGCCAUAAAUACUUAUUGAAGGCAAGUAAUUGGUUUAGUGAACUCUAGUGCCGCUAAUGCUUUUAAUAAAGAUGUAUGCUUUUAAAUAAUAAAAAAACUUUAAUUCUAAAUAAUUCAGGAAUCACAAAAAAAUCUGAAUAAAUUUAUUUACGUGUUUUUAUUACGUAACUUUUAAUGUAAACGAUAAUAGGUCAAAACAAUUGAAAUAUUUGUUCAGGAUUUAAAAACCACAAAAAGUUUCUUGUUAGUUAAUAGUCUGCCUUUGAAAUGUGCUACACAUUCUUGCGUAGAAAUAGCGAAGAACAAAACUUCAUUCCAAAAAUGCAGUGCAACUAGUGUUAAGUUGCCUUUGGUUAGUUAAACAAAUGUAGACAUAAAGAGUACCUAGUGUACAAGGGAGAACCAUAUUUUCAAUGAAUCAAUCAGCUUAAUAUACUGAACGAUAUGUUUAAUUCUUCUUUCUCCUAAGAGAAAUCGAAAGUUCUUGUAAAGGGAUGGUGUCUAUCACGAACAUUUCUCAGAUUCGUUUGUUGUUAUUGAUCUGGUCAUUGACUCGCAACCUUUAUUUCUUACCGCCCCCUUUGAGAAUAUUGCGUCAUCCGAAGUGCCCAAUUUCCUAUGAGUUAAAAAUAUUUUUUCAAAUCGUCCAAUUUAGUGAAUUUUAAAUAAAUUGUUUGGGAGUCAUCUUUUGGACUACUCCAUCCUUUUAAUCUUCCUACUUCCAUUCUGUGCUACCUCAAUGCAUUUUAAUUCUCUCUGGGCUAUCCCUUUACCCAUCGAUAAUCACAAACGUCCAAAAGGGGGGCGUUCUCAGAUUAUUUAGUUUCGUUCUUACGAGGGGGCGUUAUUAUUUAUUGUCUACGUGGAGAAUGGUCUAUGACUAUAGUCUAGUUAUUGCUUAAUCUUGCGGCCUUGUCAAUAAUUUACUAUUAUUUAUUUAUUAGGCUCUUUUGCAGCUUAAGACUGAAGAUUAAAGUACCUAAAGUUAUACAGCAUUAAUGUAAUUUAAUGAUGUAUCAUUUACUAAACAUUCCGUUUUGUUAAAUUUUACAUGUCUAUUCCGUGACUCACGCACGGACUAAACACGCGAUAAUGUAUUGCUACAAUAUACAAAACAUUACUAAUUGUAUGUAAUUUGUAAAUUAUCUACAAAUCUAAAUCCAUAUACCUAAUAUAUAUUUCUAAAUACCUACAUCUGAUAGGGACAAGAUUAUAAUAUCAACUAAGUAUGUUGUUCAAAAAAAGACUUAGUAAGUAUACUUUAAUGUCUGCUCAAUUUUUAAACUAUACAUGUUAGGUACAUGUAUAGGUAAAUGUGUUAUUAUAUAAAAAAACAUUUAUUUCUUGAACUGAAUACGACCACGAAUAAAAAACAUUUAAUUUAGUACCUCUUGAAUUUUAGUUGAGAUUGAAGACCAAGUUUAUUUCAACAGAAAUACUAGAUAGGCUGUAACUAGUAUUUUCAUUAAAAUAUAAACGUUAUAAAAAAAUCGGUUAUUGAACUUUUUCUAUAUCAUUUCGAUCUAAACUUCUACCUCAACUCUUAUAAAUUAUUCGGACCUAAUCUCUAGCGUCAAAAGAAGGAAGCUAGUGUACAAUUUGAUUUUGAUUUGUAAGUAAAAAAAUUACUUUUGAGUAUGUGACUUACCUACAAAAUAAAAAUCCUACGCUACACCCUAUGUACAUGUUUAGUUUAAGGAAAAAACGGUAGCUAAUUGCAUAUUGUUCUAUGUCAGACAGUCUAUCUGACACCAUUUACAUUAUCCAUUUUUGUUAUUAGGAUUCUUGUUAUUCUUACGUUAUUCUCACACAUAAUCAAGGUACAUAUAGCGCAAUUAACGAGAUUGCAGAAUUAUAUAAACAUCUUUUCUUCUCUUUCGUAUAUUCUUACGCUUAGUGUACAGUACUACAGUACUGUACACGUAGGUAUAUAAAGUAUAUAUGAUCAAAUUAUUUUUUUCCUCGUUUCUUAACAUAUUCACAUUUGUGCUUGAGUUGUGUACACAGAGUAGUAAAUAAUUAAAAGUAAACAGAUAUAUGACAUUCAUCGCAUUCCUAUUAAAAAAGAGAAGUGCGAUCUUAUUUACUUAUUAAGUUAUGACUGUAAAGAUACGAGAUAACGUUAUUCGAUAUUUUGGCGCCAUGUCAGGCACAAGUCACAACGAUGGUCCAAAUAGGUAUUGACGAUUGUCAAUUACAAACAGAUAUUUAUAACCUCAAAUUGUUGCAAAUUAUAUACUACCUACAUAACUAGUUACUUUAAAAUAUAUUGGUGAAGAAUGGUUUAAUGGUUGUGCGUCGAAAUGUCAAAAUCUUAUAGCUAAUUUAUUUACUUCUCUAUUUAGGAUAAUGAACAGGCACAAUGUGUAAAAGUGUUAGUUUCAGGUAAAAAUAAUUUAUAUUUAGAAUCAUCAUCAUCGUCAGUAUUAUCAGCCGAUAGACGUUCAAUGAUGAUUAGGGGUAUGGUCAAGAAUAUCAUUAAGUAUAGUAGAAUUAGAACCGAACUACUUGUAGGCUAACGCUAAAGGGUAACGAUAUAGAAGAACCCGCAAAUUAGCGAUUUCAAACCGCGUACUGUUUUUAGGUCUCUAAUCAUAGUGUGGUUUUGUAAUUUGCACGAUGAGGCAGUGUGAAAUAAACCAUGUGGUUUUAAAGACAGUCUCGUGAUCCAAUUCCAUUGCCUUGUCACUAAGUUUCACACGCAAGGGCGAUGCGAUGGAGUGAGCUAUGCUUUGAACAUCUCAACGUGAUCGAAUCAAAAAAUAACAGUUCCGCAGUGUUUGUCGAUACUAGAUAGACCUUGAUGAUUGAUGACAUCAAGCGGGUCAGAGAGAGCCGCUAAAAUUAAAGCGGAUCAAGACAUUGCUGUUUGGAAGUCCUUAUGACCAGUAGUAAAGACGUCUAUUGGCUGAUAUAUUGGUGAUGAAAUGAUCUCAUCAUAAAUAUCCAAACGCCUGUAGGUAGUAGGAGUACAUAAGUUGUCGGCACGCAUUAUCUAACUAUGCAUGUGUGUAACACGAUACGGUCUGAUUGUGCGUUAAUCCAGUUCGCGUGAUAUGUACUAAACAAAUGUACACGCUUGGGCACAGAUUCCAACAUUGAAAUGACGUGGUUGAUGUCACAAAAUGUGGUUACGGUUCAAUGUCAUGUCAUGUGUAAGCCUUGCAUUUUUUAGCCGUUUACCCCGACUAACUACUUUGGUCAAGCAUAUUCGUGACCUUAGUCAUAGUGCCUUUGUAUCUGUACGGUACUUAAUUAUUUUUAAGUAAGUUAAGCUAUAAACUUAAUAUAUACUUAUACAUAUUUUUCGUUGGUUAUCUCAAUAAAGUACCUAUAUAUGGAACUUAUAUUCCAAAAAUGUUGUUUUAUUUAUUUCUAUUAUUCCGAAGUUGUCCCGAAUAUAAUAAUCUACAACAAAAACUUGUCACUUUUAGUAAUGGUAGGUAGUAUGCAAUGAAACUUCUUAAAAUAUCACCGAAAGGCAAUAAAAUCAUUGCCAAAAGGUACUUACUUACCUAAAAGAUAAAUUCAACCAGGGAUCGUAAGUCUUUUUAUAUCUACCUACAUAAUAAAUGUUGUAUUGAGUUGAUCGUAAGUCAUUUUAUAUCUACUUACAUAAUAAAUGUUGUAUUUAGUUGUAAAAUUAUUAUUAUUUGCCGCAAUAAAAUGAGGAAAAUUUAAUGUAAGAAUACAAUAAAUUCGAAUAUAUCUUAGUAAUUUGUGAAUGUUGGUAGGUAGUAGUAGAUUUCAAGUGUCUAGAAUUCUAGAUCCUCAACCGUCCAUGUUUAAAACUUGACUUUUUUUAUAUUUUGUACAGGAUAUCAUGAGGAAUCAUAUCUCCAUUUGAGAGAUCUUUUAUGGCAACUAUUCGCUGGAGUCUUUAGCUUGAAAAAAGUUCAAAAACUAUAACUACAUAAAAAAGAGUCUAAAAAGGACGAAUCAAGAAAAUAAUUCAGAUCGAAAUCGAGAAAUGCAUACUUCAUAAUUGGCUACGGUUACUUUCCUAUGGUAGGAGCUGAAUACACUUUUUCCGAGGUAUGUCUGGCUGUCGCAUCACGCAUGCUUUCGGUAGGUAAAAUAUGUGGUCUAUACGACCUUCAUAGGUAUAGGAAAAGACAAGUCAGUAAAUAGACAUUUUCAUACAAUCAAAAAUGACAUCUUUCAUGUUACCUUCCUUCAAAUGAAAAUUAUUUCUUUGAAUAAUCAUUGUGAUUCACAAUAUUUAUAAUGAAUAAAUCUGUGGAUAAAUCUUCAUUUUCUUAUGAACACUUAUUCUCGAGUAAACGGAUUUUUAUUAACCACCUGGACUCGUAUCAUGGAGAGUAUUAUCUGAAGGAAGUCUCUAAACUCUUAUCAAGGAAUGAGUUGGAAUCGACCAAGCCAUCAUCACAGAGUAUUGUUGGGGAGGAUGCGGGACCUAUGGUGCUGCCUUCGCCAAACCAACCAUACGAAAUCAUAGGUACCGUUGUGGAACCAAAGAUCAAGUCGUUGGAUAACGUCGCCCGAAUAGUUCCAACCACCGAAUGUUUGACUCAAAUGUUAACAUGUGGAACUGUCAUCUUCGAUGUAAGCUGUGAUAGAGGCGAAUUACAAAUUGCAAUGGAUUAUUUGAAAUUAUUAAAAGUGCUGUUAGAAAAGCAAGCACCAAUCCACCCAGAUGAUGACGGAGACGCUGGCUAUUCUAAAAAACGUUACUUGAUUCUGGUAUCGACUGUAAUGACUUGGGCCGUUACUAAACCAUUAGACCCGGACACCCCAGAUAUGCCUUUCAUUGAGACGGAUUUUCGUAAAAGAAAGCCACACCCAAACUACAAAAUGCAUUACGACGUUGAGAACGAUGUUAUCGGUAUUGCUAGGAAGUACAAGUCACAAAUCGGAGCCAUCGUCAUUGGAUCUGGUGUCACCUACGGAGGAAAAGAGGAUGUGCUGUUCUAUUGGUUCGAGAAGGCGUGGGAAUGCCAGAGGCUUUUGCCAAUUAUUGGUCGUGGAAGUAACGUUGUACCUCUCAUCAAUGUUCAAGAUCUUGCUCAGAUAGUUUACGACUUAGUAGUGGACUUUCCAAGGAAACUCUACUUGCUAGCAGUGGAACAAACUGUUACUAAACAACGAGAGAUCAUCAAAACAUUAGGGCGGAUUGUUGGUUCUGGAAUGUUUAAAUGUAUACCACCAGAAGAUGCGUUUCUUAUUCCAGAAAUUGAUCAAAGGAUUUUUGAUUUGAUGACAUUGAAUCUCUACAUGGAGCCGACUUUCAUUGUCGAAACUAUGGCGCUCCAAUGGGUGUCAGAUUUGCCUUUUGCAGAAAAUGUGCCUGCUCUUAUAAAUCAAUAUAAAAAAGAAAAUGGAUUAAAAGCUUUUAAGGUUAUUGUUUAUGGUCCGCCAAUUGUAGGCAAGACAACAUUAUCGAAGCUUAUUUGUGAGUCUUACGGGUUGCUGUACAUAUCUCCGGAAACGGUUGCGAACGACAUUAUGGAAGAUUUGACGUGGCGUGUAAAUCACUGGGAAAAUGGUGAAACUGCUGAUUUGCCCAUGCCGAUUGGUGAAGAAGAUGAGCAUGCAAACUCCGAAGACGAUGCUGGCGAACAGGAAGCGAUACAGGAAAAUGCCAAACAAACCCUUGCAUUAUUAAAAGCUGGACGACCCCUAAGCGAAGAUGAGAUAUUAGGAUAUCUCCGUCAACGCCUUUUAUGUCGAGAAGCUUUAAACAAGGGAUGGGUGCUAGAUGGUUUUCCGACAAACCUUAAUCAAUGUUCCAUGUUAUUUGAAAAAGGGGAAGAUGAUUCAGAUGUAGAAGAUGAAAACGACGAAGAACCAUUUGAUGAAGAUGUUGAUCUCUACAGUAACGUACUGAGAAAAAUGUUACCAGAUAUUGUUGUAUCAUUAGAAGCUACAGAUGAUUUUGUCUGCGAGAAAGCAAUGCGUCAACCCGAAGAUGAUGGUCGAUUAGAUGAAGAAGAAGUGUUAAAGCGCCUUAAUGAAUUCAGAGCUGGUGAUGCACGUGAUGUCACACCUCUGAAUUAUUUUGAUGAGCUGGAUAUACACCCAUUGAUAGUACCGGUAAAAGAGCACUCAGAUUAUGAUAUGAAAAGCGCUUAUUCUGCCGUUGCUCUGCGAAUGGGAAGACCCUGUCGUUAUGGAAAACUUACUGCCAAAAUUGAGGCGGCAGAAAAAAGGGAGAAACAAGAAAGAGAAACUCUUCGCGGUAUUGAAGAAAAGGCAAAGAAAGAACUAGAAGAGAAAAUGAAACAAGAGCGUGAAGAGAAAAUGGAGUACUGGUCUGAGUUAUACGCGCUGAUGCGUGAUGAAGAGGAAGCAGCUUUAGCGGCUGCAGGCGAACCAAUGAGGAACUACCUCGUGAAUAACAUCUUCCCAACGUUGACUGCUGCGCUGCUAGAAGUGGCUAAACUUCGUCCUAAGGACCCUAUUGAUUUUUUGGCGGAAUACUUGUUUAAGUUAAAUCCAAGUGGGAAAAUGCUAGAGCCAGGAUAUAAUCUCCAAGCUGAAAAACUAUUAGGCAAAAUCAAAAUACUCGAUGACGCAAUCAAAGACUUGGACAUUAAAAUCGAACCAUUAAUACCUAAGGACAUCGAAUUUGGCGAGGCGUCCACUUCGAAAAAGAAAAUUAAUAGAAUGAGCUCUUUGUAGACUCGGAACCUGUGAGACAACGAAUCUCCUGAUACGUUAUGUUUAAUUUAGGUCUUUUCUUUGAAUUAAAUAAUUACAAAAUACUCCUCUUGAGUCUUCUUAUCUUAUAUGUGAAGUAGAUUUAAGGAU
Molecule: messenger RNA, 6817 nt
Organism: Bicyclus anynana (squinting bush brown)
Lineage: Eukaryota; Metazoa; Arthropoda; Insecta; Lepidoptera; Nymphalidae
Product: adenylate kinase 7
Exons: 16
Coding region: 4274-6688 (804 amino acids)
Biological process (GO): nucleobase-containing compound metabolic process
Cellular component (GO): cytoplasm
Molecular function (GO): ATP binding; AMP kinase activity
Source: RefSeq, a predicted model, not a curated record